AUGGAUUGGACAAAUGACUUGUUGUAUCAGAGGCCGGAACUCUUCACCUCAAAAAAGCAGAAACUCUACAAAAAUUCAGCUCUCUCGGAUGUCAUUGUGCAGUUUGGAGAUUAUCGUCUGUACGGCCACAAGGCUGUCCUGGCAAACGGAGGCUCUGUCUGGUUUGAGAAAGCACUUCUUGGUAAUUUCUCGGAAGCUAAGCAAGACAUACUUGAUCUGGGGGAGGAAGACGAUCCGGAUGCUGUGUGUGCUAUGAUCAAGGAUCUCUAUGGAGAUAACUACUUUGAGCAAGUCCCCGUCGACCGUGCCGAACAUUUCGAUAACUACCUGGCCGUAUACACUAUCGGCGACAAAUACGACUCGGCGACAUUGAGACAACAAGCACUGAACAAACUCCUCAGAAGUAUCGAGUCCGAGCUCAGUUGUCGCGACAUACCGGUGCCAGUGAUCCACUUCAUCCAAAAGAUCCUGGGCCCCUCUGCCAUGGUGUUCGGUGACAAGAAGAUCCAAACAGGUGUCUUCCAGCUUGUCUUGGAGUAUGUUUAUGAACUCUGGACUGAUAAGACUUUUGCUGCGCUUCUUAUUAAGGGCGAGAUGCUGGACAAAGAGUAUGGUGGACGUUUCAGGAUUGCUACACUAGGCAAGAUGUCUUGA
Messenger RNA from Aureobasidium pullulans EXF-150, 654 nucleotides. RefSeq lists its product as uncharacterized. The transcript has 3 exons. NCBI's taxonomy places the organism in Eukaryota, Fungi, Ascomycota, Dothideomycetes, Dothideales, Saccotheciaceae. The record is from RefSeq and is a predicted model, not a curated record. The coding region runs from base 1 to 654 and encodes 217 amino acids. Gene Ontology annotation, molecular function: protein binding.